This is a messenger RNA of Lethenteron reissneri (Far Eastern brook lamprey), 2399 nucleotides long. Its product is annotated as tumor necrosis factor receptor superfamily member 3-like. Gene Ontology annotation, molecular function: protein binding. Gene Ontology annotation, cellular component: external side of plasma membrane. NCBI's taxonomy places the organism in Eukaryota, Metazoa, Chordata, Hyperoartia, Petromyzontiformes, Petromyzontidae. The record is from RefSeq and is a predicted model, not a curated record. Gene Ontology annotation, biological process: defense response to Gram-negative bacterium; defense response to Gram-positive bacterium; positive regulation of peptidyl-tyrosine phosphorylation.
UCUCACUGCAGCAACCGCACACACGCAGACACAGCAAAGCAGCCGCCCUGUGCUUGUGUACUGACAUGGAGGUGGUCAUCGCGGUGAGCGUGGCCAUGCUAAUCGCCCGGGCUUCGGGCUGCAGCGACUGCACGGAGACGUCCGCGGGGUCGCUCGGGAGGCCCAAGAGAGACAAUGCUGCCUGCCGUGACAGCCAAUACCUGCACCAGGGCCGAUGCUGUGAGCAGUGUCCGACCGGGUAUUUUGUGGAGGCCCACUGCACUGCCUCUGCUCAAACACAAUGCAAGUUGUGCCCCGAGGGCUUCUUCCUGGAAGUGGCGUCGGGGCGCGAUGGCUGUUUGCGCUGUCAGCACUGUGACCCAGUGGACGGCCUAGACGAGGCUGUCCACUGCUCCGCAACGUCGGACGCGCGCUGCCGCUGCCAGGUGGGGUCCUUCUGCUCCCACCCGAGCGGGAGCAGCUGCCUCCUGUGCCGCCACCACUCCUGGUGUGAUGCCGGCACACAGCUGCUGCGCAACGGCUCCGAGACCACUGAUGUGGAGUGCGCGCCGUGCAGCCCUGGAACGUUUUCUGCUGGUGGGAACUCCCGGUGCAAACCUCACACCAAUUGCUCAUCAGAGGGCCAGCUCUUGGUUCUGGAAGGAUCGGCUGUGAGUGACGUACGCUGCAUGGUGAUUCCCAAGACCCUGCCUCCCGAGCCUUCAGCCCCGUUGAUGCAGAACACAAUAAUCAUUGCCGUGUGCACGGGAGCAGUAAUCCUGAGCAUUGUGAGCUUUGCGAUGGUGGUGAUGCUGAUGGUGCGUCAGAGGAACCGGCCGGAGAGCCAGUGCAGUCGCCUGGAGGCAGCGGCAGAGAGUGGCUCCCAGCGUGCCUCCAAGCAGAAAGCAGCGCAUGGGCGCCCGGACCCUCAAGGCGGUGAUGGCUCGAACACCGAGGACCGUUGCUCGAUGCUGGAAGCGGAUCGGAACCAGCUCUCCCUGCUGUCCCAGGUUCCCGUCCAUGGCUCCUCGAUAUCCAUCGCCAAGUCGUCUCGCUAUCCGCUGAAGGAAAGUGACGCGGUGUUGGAGUCAAGCAACCCGGAAUGUCUGCAAAGCCUCCCCUGCCAAGACUCGGGCAGGCAGGGCCAAUUCUGAGACGUGGAGACCUACACUAUGGUUGCAACACCCGCACCAAAAGCUUUAGUUUCGUAUAAUAUGUAUUAUGUAUUUGUAGAAAGUACAUGGAAAUAGUGUUUUUUGUAUAUGGUGGGAUACCAUCAGAACAGACUCUGGAAGUCAAACAACUGGUCUGGUAGAGUCGCGGGAUGUGGCAGAGGGUAUAAAUGGUAAAUGAGGUGUGGUGGCAUUGUGGCAGAUCUAAGGGGAGGGGAUGGGGGAGAUUUCAACCUCCCCUUGAGACUUCAAAACUUUGUAUUCCAUUGAUAUUUACUUGUCAAAUGUGUUCAAAUUUUUUUUGUUAAUAUAGCACACUAUUAUUUUGGGAUUACCAGGCCCUUGGGAAGUUUAUAGAUCUGGCUGAUUGGCAUCAACCGUUGUGGCCUUGAUGACAUCUUCAUGUUCAGAAUGUGUCCAGCAAAGCUCUUUUUCCCUUGAAGAUGGAAAUUAAGGGGAGAGUGUUUUACACGUAUAAGUUUUGAUAUUUAUUAAACAUAUUGUUAAAUGGUAUGUGUUUAAUAUUUAUGUUAAAUCAUUAAUAGGAUAGGGAUUUCUGGUGACGUCAUGGCUGAGUGAGCAGCACUGAGACCUCUCUGGCCCCUACUAUAAAAAACAACCCUGUUCAAUACAUCGCUUUUUUCUCGUUAGCUGGUUUCUUUCUUUCUUUGCUCGAGGAGCUUAGAGGAAGUCUUUGUUGCUUGUUAUUUUUUGCCUUUGAUGUGAAUUCCAGCAAAACACCUCUUAUCCAAGUGCCCAUUAUCCGUGCUUGCUUUUGUUUGUUCACUAAAAGCGAUGGCCACACCUUAUAUAUGCACUACAUUGUUCCUGUAGUCCAUGCCACUCGGUGGAAAGAGAAAGUGACGCAACAUUCUUGUUUUUAGAGUGGUGGCAUAAACUAGUCACCUAAAAGUGUUUUCCCAAAAAAGACCUUGACCGAGAAGUGGCAGCAAAUUCAUCCUGGUUCAUUAAAUUCAUCAUUAAUAUCCAUCGAAUUCCUCCUUUCCCUGUUAAAUUCACCCUUAUUCGUCAAAAUGCAGCCUCAUUAUCCGUCAAAUUCAUCCUUAUCCAAGUAGAAGUAAACUGCAUGGAUAAACACGGAUACCAGGACUACCCAAAGCCCUCUCCACCCCACCCCCAUCAAAUCAGAUAAGUGGAGGUUAACUAUAUCUGCAGUUUUUUACAGUUUUAAAUUAUCUUGUAUGUUCUAUGGGAACCUCAUUUGCCAGUAAAAAUAUGAUAAUUGGU